CCUCUCUCUCUGCUCUCUCCUUCUCUUCAGAUCCAGUUUUUUUCUAACGAAAAGAUGCGUGAGAUUCUUCACAUCCAGGGCGGUCAGUGCGGGAACCAGAUCGGUUCAAAGUUCUGGGAAGUGGUCUGCGCCGAGCACGGCAUCGACCAGACGGGACGUUACCAGGGAGACUCCGAUCUCCAGCUCGAGAGGGUUAACGUCUACUACAACGAGGCGAGUUGUGGUAGGUACGUCCCACGCGCUGUUCUGAUGGAUUUGGAGCCUGGAACCAUGGACAGCGUUAGAUCUGGUCCCUACGGACAGAUCUUUAGGCCUGAUAACUUCGUGUUCGGUCAGUCCGGUGCGGGGAAUAACUGGGCGAAAGGUCAUUACACGGAGGGUGCUGAGCUGAUUGAUUCGGUGCUCGAUGUUGUGAGGAAGGAAGCUGAGAACUGUGACUGCCUUCAAGGGUUUCAGGUGUGUCACUCGUUAGGAGGAGGAACUGGUUCUGGAAUGGGGACGUUGUUGAUUUCGAAGAUUAGGGAGGAGUAUCCAGACCGUAUGAUGUUGACGUUCUCUGUGUUUCCGUCUCCUAAGGUCUCGGAUACUGUUGUUGAGCCGUACAAUGCGACGCUCUCUGUGCAUCAGCUUGUGGAAAACGCUGAUGAGUGUAUGGUGCUUGAUAAUGAGGCGCUGUAUGACAUUUGCUUCCGUACCCUCAAGCUUAGCACUCCAAGCUUCAUGAAAGUAUAUACUAGUUUUCUGUGA
Eruca vesicaria subsp. sativa (arugula) is the source of this 747-nucleotide messenger RNA. Lineage: Eukaryota; Viridiplantae; Streptophyta; Magnoliopsida; Brassicales; Brassicaceae. The record is from the annotation of a GenBank genome assembly.